Messenger RNA from Candidozyma duobushaemuli, 2559 nucleotides. RefSeq lists its product as uncharacterized. Bases 1 to 2559 code for a protein of 852 amino acids. The record is from RefSeq and is a predicted model, not a curated record. NCBI's taxonomy places the organism in Eukaryota, Fungi, Ascomycota, Pichiomycetes, Serinales, Metschnikowiaceae. The transcript has a single exon.
AUGUCUGACGACGAAGACGGGCCUGGGUCACCUGCAGCAGACGAUUUGACAUACGGACUGCUUUUGCUCGGCCUGGGGAGAAAACUGGUCAAUUUGGCCGAAAGAACCGCUCAGCUUCGACGCCGUAAUCAGAUGGUGGUUGCGAAAGUCCAGGAAACGAAAAGACGCCAGCAGGCCUUGGAGGCUCUUAAUUCCGCCGAAAUGCUUCUUCUGAUGACGAGGGCCAGCGAACGGAGACUGCGCCAUUUGGAGCUGGUCCGUGAAAAGGCCAGGAUCCUGAGGCUGUUUCUCGAAAAGAGGAACAGCGAUCUUCAGGAUACGGAGGCAUUGGCGUUGUGGGGUGACGCCGACGAGGAAGAGACGCUUGAAGUUCUGGAUCCCCUGCUUUUGGUGAUCUCACGGGCAGUCAGGCGCUACAAGCUCCGCAAGGCAUUGAAGUCCAGACAGUGCCGGUUGUACUUUGACAAGAUCCUCCGGUUUGAAGUGCUGUUUUCCGAUGCCGUGUUGCUCUUGCGGCUGCCUGCCAUUGGCUGCAUUGAGAAUCUUCUUCACUGUCUAGGAUUGCCUGACCUGGGUGAUGACAGCUACAAGUGGUUUCUCUACUCCAUUGCGUUGAUUGGUGACUUCCACGAUUCCUUGGGCAGCUCAUUCGACAUGCACCCGGGCUUCAAUGUCAAUUUGAAGAAGGCAUCGCCUACGUCUGUCCAUCUCCCUAUCAUGCUUUAUCACUUGGCGGUCCGUAUGUUCUUCAUGCUCAGACUGUUCUCCUACAAGGACAUUCAUCCAUUUUCGUGCCGACGUCUCCAGUUUGCCCGCUACUGGCGCUUUUACCAUUUUCUAUUCGCUAUUUAUAGAGACAACCACAAGCAUGCACUUCGGGAGAUUGCAGACGAGGCCUUUUCGAUCGCCAGCACUCAACAUCGGAUUCUAGAAGCAUACGACCUUUUGCGGACUGGUGAUGGUUCCAAGGACAGAAUGCGCUUGUUCAAGUGUACAAGGGCGAAUUUGGAGGCUCUCAAAACACCCCAGGAGCUCCCGUGGGCUCUGGUUGGUGUAUCGUCGGAAAGCUUUUGCGAGGACUUGAAUAGCGUCUCUGGAUACUGCAAGUCGCUUAGAGAAAACGCUGGUAACUCGCUCAUGUACGAUGAUAAUUUUGCUACAGACACAGAGACGCCAUGUGACGAGGCCCAAACGCUUCAGUUUGGUCCAGACGCUUUCACUGUUCCUCCUAUGACGUCCAUUUCCAACUGGCGUAUUCAGUGGUUUGCAAAGUUCAAGAAUGAGCUCAUGUCCCUGCAGAACACAAAUACUCCGGCGAACAUUCGUACGGGUUUUGUGAGUUGUGACAGGGCUGGUGAGAUCGUGGAACCCCAGGAUGUGAAGAGAUUUUUCUCUGAAGUUGACCAGGUUGAAGUCAGUGGGAACAAUGUGACUUUUGAGAAAAAGGCCCACCGCUUGGUGGCCCGACUCAAGGGGUUGUUCUGCUUCUACUUUGAAUUGUGCAAGCACAUUGGCAAGGGAAGUCUUCUUCACCAUGCUGAGAUCAACUAUCUAGAGUUGUGUGCAUCUUAUGAGCUUAAGGUGGAAAAGGAGUCUGACAGACUGGCCCAGAACUAUGUGAAGCUUCUUUUGCUUCUUGUGCUUCAGCUUGUAGAGAUUGCGGGCUUGAGUAAUCCAGAGGCCACACAGCUUGCCGGAUCGGUUGAUGAACCUAAUGACGAUUUCCUUGUCCGUUCAAGAAUGAUGAUUGAGGAAUUGUUCAUAGCAGCUCAGACGUCGUGGACGAACCUCUGCACUUUUCCAACUUCACAAGAGUUCUUCGUCUUUGAGAAUGUCAUGCAAUUGGUGUCCAACGAAUCAUUCAGAAGGAGCUUGGGUAACGAUUUCCCUCACCUUCGCUUCUCAGAAUUCUACCACUUCUUAUACGAAUAUGGUAGCCCGCUUUCCCGCGUUUUUGAUCCGCUUCUGGUUGUGGCAGCUAAGGAAAGAGGGCUUGUCAUUGAUGGAGCAUCCCGAAAUGACAAGGCACGAAACUACUUCCACGAAGCAUUCAUGCGGUUCUUCUUUGCAGACCUCAGAACAUCCAGCGACGAGAGAAUGACGGGUUUGCGAAAAUGCAAGCUAUUUUUCCACUUUGACGACGAAAUUCACACAAUGCUUGACCAAGCCAGAGGCCUUGUCCUUGCACUGACACUUUCAACCGCUUUGGGCCUUUCACAAGGUGCUGCAAGCGAACUUCAUAGAUAUCUUCAACAUCACAAUGGACCCACUGGGCUCGAGGUGCCGCAUGCCAUGACAGAUUUCCAGAUCUCCUACAUUUCAACACAGCUUUGCAAGCUUGAUGAUGGCGAACCAAACAUUAUAGACGCUUUCACUGAGAGAAUUCAGAAGGCAAUGCUCAAUGAGCACACGGAGACGAUGCUCCGUAAGAACGUGAGGCACUUUACCAGCGAUUUGUUGGGCCUCCAGAAACGUAUCGGGACCUUCACCAGCUUAUUUUACGAGCUCUACUAUCCAGUAUUGAACUGGAUUCAUGUCGACUUGGGACUUCCCAAGUGA